Hemisphaericaspora subhashii is the source of this 1877-nucleotide messenger RNA. RefSeq lists its product as uncharacterized. The record is from RefSeq and is a predicted model, not a curated record. The annotation marks the transcript as partial. The transcript has 3 exons. Lineage: Eukaryota; Fungi; Ascomycota; Pichiomycetes; Serinales; Debaryomycetaceae.
CUACCUCUGGAACCCCUUUUGAAUCCACGGAAGACGCUACCUCAAAACCCUCUCCGCUUACUCCUUAUGAGACAACCCCAGAAACCGCGCCUAAAACAUCGGCCGAAACCACUUCUGAAACCCAUCCAGUAAAUACUUCGGGUACUACUCCAGAAACCACUGUUCAAACAUCAGCUAACCCCGCCCCAGAAACCACAUUCACGCUGAAAACAACUACGACUGAUGCUAAAACCGCAACCACUGUAAUGGAAAUUCCACCUAAACCCAAGCCACUGGAUCCAUCUGUUAGAGCUAUCACCACUACUGUUGAUCCAGGAGUCAUCGGCACUCUCGUUACACAUUCAAUUGACGGUACGCCAACCUUACCUUCUGAGCUUUACCCCAUCCCUCUGCCUGAAUUCAGCGGAAUUGUUACUUCCUGGAAUACCGUAGAUGGGUCCGGGAAUAAAUCAUUGAAUGUGAAAUUAGUUCAAAUUGGGUUGGUGGUUCUAGCUUGUGAUACUCUUAUCAUAAGAGGAACUCGCCAGGAAUAUGAAUCAUACGACAUUUCGAGUACGUUGUCGCUCGUAGAUGUGAGAGAUUGUGAUCUAAACAUCGUCACUGUUAGAAGUUCUGGUUUUUUUUACUUUACUACGACCUUUGUCAACAUUGCGACCGUCUUAAGUUUUGGCAACUUGUACAACAAGCGGGUGUUUUAUGUUGAUACCACCAGUUCGAAUAGCUUACAAUCCAUCACCUUCGACAGCAUUGUGAAUGAACGGUACAUGGUGUUCAAAUUUCAACAGACGAGUUUGGUCGUUGAAACAAGUAUUAAUCUGCGUGGUUGCAUUAUUAUAAAUGGUGAUUCGCUGAGCUUGGUAACAUUUCCUAUGUCCUCGGAAAACCGUGGAGUAAUUAGUCUCAAUGGGGGUGUCCAAUUGAUAGCACAAGGGAUGUCUAGCAAUGGAGGUAUAUUGUUGAAAGACGAAUCCACUUUUACCCUUGAUGACGAAUCCUGUGGCAAUUCGAUAUGCUUUGUAUCAAACAAAAAAGCCAUACUUCAGGUCCUGCAGCCACCGAAAGACCCCAUAUAUGUUGCCGGGUUUGGAAAGAACAACGUUAUUCGAAUUUUGAGUUUAUGGACAACCCCUCCAAAAUUCUCCUACCUGGGAAGUUUGUUAACUUUUAGUUUCGAUGAACAUAACUAUGUUUUUGAUAUUGGUGAACGUUAUUCUCUGGAUAACUUUAAGUUUAACUCUGGUGUUCUGGAAGCGGAACUAACCUGCACCGUUGAUCCACCAUCAGGAAGUAACACGUGUCGACACCUGGAAUGUCAGAUGACAGUUAGUGCUGCUCCCGGUAGAAUGCCUGAAGUAUCAACGAAAACCACUGAUGGGAGCACUUUUACGCUUACAAUUACCACCGACGAGAGCCUGUGGACAACUAUAACAGCUUCGACUGAAGAAACUACCACCGAUGGCACUACGACGGACGAGGCCACCACCGAACAAACCACCACAGAAGAAACCACCACAGAAGAAACUAUAAAAAUGCAUUCAUCAAUAUUCUUAUUUUGUGACACAAAUUCCCAACGACAAAGUCCUUGGAUUAAUUUAUUUCCACAGAAACCACCACAGAAGAAACCACCACAGAAGAAACCACCACAGAAGAAACCACCACAGAAGAAACCACCACAGAAGAAACCACCACAGAAAAAACCACCACCGAAACAAGUACACUGGAAGAAACCACCACAGGAGAAGAAACCACCACCGGAGAAGAAUCCACCACAGGAGAAGAAUCCAUCACAGGAGAAGAAUUCACUGAAGAAACCACGACGCGCGAACCAACGACAGGAGAAACAAUAUCUGAAGGAAGUACGACAGGAGAAACAAUAA